Molecule: messenger RNA, 1688 nt
Organism: Stomoxys calcitrans (stable fly)
Lineage: Eukaryota; Metazoa; Arthropoda; Insecta; Diptera; Muscidae
Gene: PIG-C
Product: phosphatidylinositol N-acetylglucosaminyltransferase subunit C
Exons: 1
Coding region: 59-904 (281 amino acids)
Biological process (GO): GPI anchor biosynthetic process
Cellular component (GO): glycosylphosphatidylinositol-N-acetylglucosaminyltransferase (GPI-GnT) complex; membrane
Source: RefSeq, a predicted model, not a curated record
AAUUUAAUAAUAAAUAGAAUAGCAUAUAGGCAUUGUAGAAAAUAUUAAAUUAAAUCUAAUGUCCAAAAGAAGACAGUGGCGAAAAAAUCUUUAUGAAAAUUACGAUUAUGAGGACAACUACACGGAUCCGACAUUUCUAAAGGACUUAAGAACCAAUCUGCAUGUACGUUUCUACAGCCUUGGUGAAGUGAUUCGCGGUAUCACAGUUCUCAACAACCAAAUAUCCUGCAUUACGGGCUUCCUUAUUAUUUUCUACAUGCUGUACAGCGACAAAGUCUCACCCUCCUCUAUUUUUUGGCCCUCUUUUACUGUGACCAUAAUGGGUUAUAUCUGCUUUCGAGGGAAGAUGCUGACAUUCUCCAUGGCCAUAGAAGACUCGAAAACAUUGCUGACGGUUUUACUCUUUGGAUACUUACUUGCUCCAGUUUUACACACGCUUACAGAUGCCAUAUCGACGGAUACGAUAUUCUCCAUGACAUUCAUUGUAAUGCUAAUUAAUGUUUUGUUCUGUGAUUAUGGUCUUUCGGUUGCAAUGGUUUCCAAGGCCAUAUCAGUUAAUGCCGCCAUUUUUGGGUCAAUUUGUUUGGCUUCACGUCUUGCUACGUCAUAUCAUGCUUUUGUCUUGCUAGUGGAGGCGGCCAUAUUUUUUGUCCUCUAUCCUAUGGUAGUAAGGGAAUACUGGUGUUCUUAUUUUUUCUUGCCUAUUUUUAUUGUGGACUUGUAUUUCCUCUGGACCAUAUCGUUAAACGUUUUGUGGAUUUAUGUGUCCUUAACGCUCUUCAUUAAUUUUGUAUGUCCAUGUAUUUUUGUGAUUCAACAGAGACACAAGCAUAACAUCCACGGGCCAUGGGAUGAAGCUAUUGUCGAAGAAACAACCGAUGAUAAUAUCGAUAUAAAAUUAUAGCAUUUACUACAUUCUGUACUUAUAGAUAAUAAUUGUAAGAAAAGACUGCGUUUGUAAUGUAUAUAAUUUUUAGUAGCAAUAAUAUUAUACAAUUUAUACCACAUUUUGUUAUUAAGUUUGUAUAAAUAAAUACAUACAUAUGUAGUUUACUAACUAGAAUAAAUGGUUUUGUGAUAUUAUGUCAUUAAACCAUGUAGUAGUGUGGCUGUUGCUUAUCCAACAUGCACUUUGACCCCGUUAUUAUGAUUCAUUGUGGCUAUGCCCACUAUCAAUAGAAUUUCUCUUAAAUCGUUAUACAGAAAGCACCCAAUAGCACUGGCAGCUUACUCUUGUUCAGGUAUAGUGUACAAGAAAAGAAGUCUACAGACUAUUUAUCCUUCAGAAUUUUUGCAGGCAUAGAUAAAAUUAGAAUAUAUUUCCAUUUUUAAUGCAUCGACUACAAAUAAGAUUGCUUUACGAAUGUGGUUAAGAUGAAUGGCCAGUGACCUUUAUCAUAUCUAACAGCCCUAGGCGGAGAUGUACUCCAAUUUAUAUGCAACUCAUUUGUAAUCUGGGAGGCCAUUUUGGGUUCGCCUUUGACAGUGAACGUCUAGAUUCGAAUCCUGGCGAAAACAUCCGAAUCAUUUUUCAAUGUUCGUUAUGGGUGCAAUGCUACGGAACAACCCUGUCCGAGAAUGAUUGCAGAUAUAAAAAAUCGAUUUUUUGUAGGCGUCUAAAUUAAAUGCAAAAAUGGUGUUUAAUUCGCUUUCCCUUAACUUUUUGAUAGUUCAUGAAACAAUACAGU